AUGAGUACAACACCUAAACCCGACAAACAGACAACUGAACAAUCAAAUUCCAUUUCUGAAGCUGAAGCUGAAGACAUAAAAAUGUUUCAAGCAACAAGAAGAACUGGUCGACGAAAUGCUACGGUUGAUUUUAGUGAACAACUUACCCAAGUUACUGGUUCUAAUUCGACUUCAGAAGUAGAUAAAAUGACACCACAUUUCAAUUCAAUGUCUAUUAAACAUUAA
Messenger RNA from Adineta steineri, 225 nucleotides. Lineage: Eukaryota; Metazoa; Rotifera; Eurotatoria; Adinetida; Adinetidae. The record is from the annotation of a GenBank genome assembly.